Messenger RNA from Candida tropicalis MYA-3404, 1668 nucleotides. RefSeq names its product SNG1 family protein. Lineage: Eukaryota; Fungi; Ascomycota; Pichiomycetes; Serinales; Debaryomycetaceae. The record is from RefSeq and is a predicted model, not a curated record. The coding region runs from base 1 to 1668 and encodes 555 amino acids. Gene Ontology annotation, cellular component: membrane. The transcript has a single exon.
AUGCCCCAUGCUGCUGAGGAAUCCGUGCAUCCAAGAAGUACUGGUAGACCAACAGACGAAACUCCUGGUACUAGCAAUAACAGUCACAUUGAAAAUGAAAAUGAAUCUCUAGACUCGGAUAAUAAUAAUAACGAGGUCGAUGAUUAUUAUGGUGAUAGCGAUAGUGAUCAACAGGAAACAGUUAUGGACUAUGCGGGUUUAACAUCAAAUGUUGUUGAUCAGGUUGAAACUCAAGAGUUGGAAACAGAACAUCGAAAACAAGAAGUGAAAGAUAGAAACAUUGAACAAAAGAAACUUACACCUAAAGAAAGAUUUGAUGAAUAUAUUAAAGCAGCACCGAAAUUUGUUUUUGCUUAUGUUCAAGUGUUUUGCAUUUACGUGGGAUUCUUGUCUAUUUAUUGGGGUGCGAUGUAUAGAAGAGACACGAGAUUCAAGAAUAUUAAAUAUGUGGUGAUUAACCAAGAUACAGAAUUUGAUUAUAAUGGAGUUACAGUUCAACCUUAUUUGGGUAAUGCAAUGGAAAGUCUAUUAUUUGAUAAUUCAACAGUUAGGACAAGAGGUAAUUUUUUAUAUCCUAAUAUGACUGAUUUUACACUCCUGGCUCAAAAUCAUAACAACACCCUAAUGGAGGAAAUGAUUCACAAGAUACAUCAUCAGAAAUACUGGGGAGGUGUUUAUAUUGCUCCUAACACUACACGUAAUAUUUACGAAAGUUUUCAUAAUGCCAAUGGUACUUUCAUGUCAUCUGGAGCAAUUAAUGAGUCCAUCACGGUUGUAUACGAAACUGGGAGACAUUUUGGUGGGGUUGUACAAUAUACAUUUAGAGGUCUUGAUUUAAUUGGUGAAACUUGGGUCAAGUAUUAUGUUUAUCCCCAGAUAUAUAAACCAAUUAUUGAACUGCUUAAUUCGACACAGAAACGGGCGUUAUUGGCAAACAACGAGACGGUUCCUAUAUUUACCACAUUUCCUGAGUUUACAUUUGUCGAUAAAGCCCCCAGUCCAGCACCGGAAAUGAUUGGUGUUGGUCAAAUUGAAUUAAUUUACUGUUUAUUGAUAUCAUUCUAUAGUUUUUCAUUUUCAGCAGAAACUUAUGGUUAUAUGAGAAAGAAAUUGGUUUAUCGAAAUUAUUUAUUCUUUAAAUUUUUAAUAUCCCAGAUUCAUUGUUUGCUUUUAGGAUUGGUUUAUGCAUUGAUAGUUAAAGCAUUCCGUAUUCCCACCAGUAUAACAUUCGGAAAACUGGGGUUUGUUGUCUUAUGGAUGUUUGUUUCAUUAUUCAUUAGUGCAUGUGGUGCUGCUAAUGAAGUUGCAGUACAGAUUAUUAUGGCAUACGAUAGAAAAGUAUUAAUUGCCCCCUGGAUGGUUUUUCACAUUGUAAGUAAUGUUGCAGUUGCAUUUGGUCCAUUGGAUCUCCUGCCGGGAUUUUACAGAUACGGGUAUGCAUGGCCUAUGUAUAAUGCUUAUGAACUUAUUCGAGUGGUAUUUUUCAAUACCUGGAAAGGUCAUAUGGGAAGAAAUAUUGGAGUGUUGAUUACUUGGAUAGCAGUGGGUAACAUUGCAUUGGUAUUCAUUAGCAACUGGACAACAAAGAGGGCCAAGAGAAAAGCUAAAGAAGAAAGAAGAAAGAAACGUGAAGAAGAAAAGAGAUUAGAUAAAGAAGCGGGAUUGUAG